AGCUGUUUUUGUUUACGCGGCAUAUUAUCCAACACAUUUUACAAUGUUUUGCGGGCAGAGUUUAGUUAAUAAUUUUUACAAGUAUAAGAGAAAAGUAUGGCAAAAUGUAAACCCAAUAAUAAAGUGCUGCAUUACCACCUACAACCCACCCAAAAUUCUGUUUUUUGGAACCGACAACUUUUCAUUGCCCAGUUUGCAGGCGCUACACAAAAAUAGCAGCAAUCGUUUGGGAGUGGUUACAUCCUUUAAGAGUCCUGCCAAUUGUGUGAGGAGCUAUGCGGAGAAGGAGAAACUCCCGUUGCAAAAGUGGCCCAUAGAACCAUCAGAAUGUUCCCAAUUCGAUCUGGGUGUAGUGGUUUCUUUUGGCCACCUGAUACCAGCUAAUAUAAUCAACGGAUUCCCCAAAGGAAUGAUCAAUGUUCACGCUAGCUUGCUGCCUAAAUGGCGAGGUGCUGCUCCAAUUAUUUAUGCCAUUAUGAAAAGAGAUGCCAGCACUGGGGUUUCCAUUAUGAAAAUCGAACCACAUAGAUUUGAUAUAGGAGCUAUAUUAGCUCAACGGGAAGUGCCCAUUGAGCCCGAUGUCUUCAUGCCGGAAUUGCAUGCUUCUUUGGCUAAGUUAGGAGCUGAAUUACUGGUGGAUACGGUAAACAACUUAUCAGAGAGACUAAAAGAAGACAUACCCCAAGAUAAUACAAAUGCCAGCUAUGCUCCCAAGAUUACAAACAAGAUCACGGAAAUUAACUGGUCAAAGCUUAGUGCUGUCGAUAUAUACGCUCGAUAUAGAGCUUUGUAUAGUUAUAGAAAUCUAACCACCAGUUUUUUAGACAAACAAGUGCAGCUCCUUGAGCUAAGGUUACCAGAAAAGCAACUUUUAAUUCAAAAACCAGGGCAUUUCAGCUAUCAAAAGAGGAGGAAAUCCCUGCUAAUCGGAUGUGCUCAGGAAAGUCAGUUGGAAGUUCUUCAAUUGCGGAUAGAAGGUAAAAAACCAAUGAGUGCCCAGGAUUUUAAUAAUGGUUUCAUGAAGCAAGCUAAAUCCCUUAACUUUACAGAUAAUAAACUAGUUUCAAAUUGA
Drosophila rhopaloa is the source of this 1072-nucleotide messenger RNA. Its product is annotated as methionyl-tRNA formyltransferase, mitochondrial. Bases 44 to 1072 code for a protein of 342 amino acids. The record is from RefSeq and is a predicted model, not a curated record. Gene Ontology annotation, biological process: conversion of methionyl-tRNA to N-formyl-methionyl-tRNA; biosynthetic process. Gene Ontology annotation, cellular component: mitochondrion. Gene Ontology annotation, molecular function: methionyl-tRNA formyltransferase activity. NCBI's taxonomy places the organism in Eukaryota, Metazoa, Arthropoda, Insecta, Diptera, Drosophilidae. The transcript has 4 exons.